UGAUUAUAUCAAAACGUUUGACGGAGCUGCGGUGAAAAUUGUUUAUUUUAUUAAAAUUAAUAAGAUACGCUUUAAAAGCUGGCACUAUGUCCGGCCUGGAAUCAUAUAUUAAUCACACGGUGUCCAUAAUCACAGCGGAUGGACGCAACUUCAUUGGCACGCUCAAGGGCUUUGACCAGACCAUCAAUAUCAUCAUCGAGGAAUGCCAUGAGCGCGUCUUUUCAACCACGGCGGGCAUUGAGCAGAUUGUGCUCGGUCUGCACAUCAUACGAGGCGACAACAUCGCUGUAAUUGGACUGAUAGAUGACACCAUAGACUCUCGCCUGGAUUUGGCCAAUAUACGCGGCGAGCCGCUCGGACCAGUUGUGCAUUGAUUAAUAACAUAGCAUAUAGUACAAAAAUAAAUGGAAAU
This is a messenger RNA of Drosophila busckii, 412 nucleotides long. Its product is annotated as U6 snRNA-associated Sm-like protein LSm8. Gene Ontology annotation, molecular function: RNA binding. Bases 87 to 374 code for a protein of 95 amino acids. The record is from RefSeq and is a predicted model, not a curated record. Gene Ontology annotation, cellular component: precatalytic spliceosome; U6 snRNP; U4/U6 x U5 tri-snRNP complex. Lineage: Eukaryota; Metazoa; Arthropoda; Insecta; Diptera; Drosophilidae. Gene Ontology annotation, biological process: mRNA splicing, via spliceosome. The transcript has a single exon.